Ostrea edulis (European flat oyster) is the source of this 2392-nucleotide messenger RNA. RefSeq lists its product as uncharacterized. The record is from RefSeq and is a predicted model, not a curated record. NCBI's taxonomy places the organism in Eukaryota, Metazoa, Mollusca, Bivalvia, Ostreida, Ostreidae. The transcript is spliced from 2 exons. The coding region runs from base 102 to 719 and encodes 205 amino acids.
GGUCUGGUGAAUUUUGCAUUGGCCAAUGAAAUCAUAACUUCCUUUUGCUUGUCUGGUAUUUCGGAAGUCAUUCCAUUUUCAUACGUAUGAGAUGAUACCCGAUGAGUUCCGAUAAGCAAAUAACACAAUUAAAAAUGGCGUCGAUAAGUGCCACGCCGAGGAAAACAUGUCUUUUGUCGGAUGCGUGUAUCCUCUGUGGAUUUUGUUUUAAACAAAUUGAGAAAGCAAGUGACGGUAGUGAAAAAAUCCAAAAGUUUAGCGAAAUUAAACUGCGUUUAAAUGAAGAAAGGUGGGGGAAUAUCAGGAAACUGACGGGUGUGUUGACAGAUUUGGAUGAAAAAGGCCUUGGAGGGGUUUGCAAAAAAUGUUAUCGACAGGUUGAAUCUGUUUUAAAAAUUGAAGCCAAAAAUGCAGUUGUUAAAGAACGUUUUCGUGAAAUGGCAGUGCGAACUUUGAAAACAAAAAUGUUACAACUGCCGUCUCCCCGAAGAACAUCAAUAACGAAAAGAAUGCUCCGGAGCCCGGAUACACAUGUGCCCUCUACGAAGAAGAAAUCUUUCGACGUAUCUGUUGUGAAGCUUGUACAACUGACGCCCUUUAAAGAUCUGACGAAUACAAGAACGGAUUCAUCGAAAGCAGGGCUGUCUAUGCCUGUACAUACUGCAUGUAUCCCUAUUGCACCACAGGAGAAACAAGUUGGUAUGUAUAAAAAUAUGUGAAUCAUAAUUGAUAGAAUGAAUGAUUGAUUUAAAUAGAGCUUUUAAUAAUCAAGGUGUGUCAUGAAAUGCAAAAAAAAAAAACCUUACAGUGUGUCCACCUGGCAGUCGUUCUGUUUGAAAACAAUUAACUUCUGUGACAUGAAAAGUUUCAAGACUGAAAGUGCAUGCUUUCAUUAUAUAUACUAACUGUUGUACUUGACUUUUUUAGGGAUAUACCUAUGGGUUUGUUUCACAUUGUGUAUCAAUGCUUAUUUAUCAACAUUAACUAUAUACGAAGCAUUUUAAAGGUACUAUAUUAGGCCAGUAAGAAAUUUAAGUAAUUGCAGGAAACAUAUGGGACAUAUAGGAAAUAUGUGACAACAUGGCAGUGUGUUACAUGUGUCUUUGAAAGCUAUCUGAAUCUCAAUGCAGUUCAACAACUCACACAUUCUUAUACACAGCACCUGCAUUAUCCUACAAAGCAUCUUGAGAACCUCAAUCAGAAUGUGACCAGAAAAGGAAUUACAGAGUCAUAGUUUGAAAUGUUGUCCUACUAAACAGCAUUGUACUUGAUUUUAAACACAGUUAUGGAAACAAAAGGUUAUGUCACAAUACAGCAUAAUGCCAUACAAUGAUUAUUUCAUUUGAAAAAUAUUUCUGAAUCCAUUUUUGGUCUAAUUAUUAUGAAAUCUAAAGCAUAUAAUACAUAACAUUUAGACAUAAAUUCUGUUCAUGUUUUUUAAAGUUUUACCAACAAUUGCAGAAAUAUGACAACUGAAACUUUAAUAUCAGCUUAGAGCACUCCAUUUCCUUAAAUAUUAUCCUUUGUCAGAAUGGAAUGAAAUCAUUGAGUGCGGUGUUCCUACAGUCAUAUAAUGUGUUUGACUGUUCAGGAAAACAAAAUCAAGACAUUGAGACCAGAAACUGCAGAUAUUUGUAUUUUUAAUGGUGUAAAAAUUGACCUUAGAUGAUUUUAUGAGAAAUAUGUAGAAAAGUGAUUGUUUUCAAUGAAAUAUAGAACUUGACUCAUUUAUAGCACUAUACUGUAGAUGUAUAAUGUCAACAGUUGUAUAAUAAAUGGACAAAAGAUGAUUAAUUUCAUGAAAGUGGAUUGUAAGUAGUUUAUAACAUAACCUGUAAUAACACAUUAUUUUCAUUGGAUGAUUUGAAUCUAACAUAUAUAGAUUUCAAUAAAACAUCCUUAUCAGAAUGAAAAGAAAAUGCAAAAAUUCCUGUAUACAAAUACUGGAUUUUAUCUUUCUAGAGGGUGCAUCAACAAAUAAAAAAGGAUCUAAGCGAUCUUUAGAUUUUGAGACUAAUAGAGACCAAAGCGACAUUCAACCCACACCUUUAGAUGGGUCGAUUGAGGUUAACUUGUAAAUUGAAAGUGUAGCAAAAGUUUUUACUGAUCAGUUCAAUUCUAGAUGUUCAUGUUAUACUUAGUCACUAACAUAGUAUUUCAUUAAUCAUGAUUCAGUUUAGCUCACCUUAGCUGAAAGCUUAAGUGGGCUAUUCUGAUCACAUCUGUCUGUCCAAAAACUUUUCACAUGUUUGACUUCUUCUCCAGAACCAUGAAGCCAAUUUCAUUCAAAAUUGGCACAAAUCAAUUCUUGGGUAAAGGGGAUUCAAGUUUGUUCACAGGAAUGUUCUCUUCAAAGGGGAGGUAAUGAAGGAAAUGCAAAAAAAGAAAGAAA